AUGGACAGCAUUUCCUCAUCAAAUAAUGAUAUAAAUUCAGAGGAAGAGAAUGGAUUUAUUGGUUUCGAAAAUGGGAAUACCCAAAUUUGUAAAGAAGGAACAAUAAAUGAAUCAUGUGAAACUCAAAAUAAUAAAACAUAUAGAUGUGCAUAUUGUAGCAGAAAAGUGGAAGAUGUCCUGAUAUGCUCAUGCAAACAUUUAAUGUGUCUAAUAUGCGCAAGUUUGCAACUACAAGAGAAAUAUAAUAAAUUUAUGAAAGCAUGUUCUAGUGCAAAAAUUAUAGAAGAAAAAAAUGUAAACUAUAAAAUAAAUGAAAGUUUUAGAAAUUGCAUAGAUAUAAUAGAUAAAAUGAAUGAUGAUAAAAUCGAAGAUGUAUUAAAAAAGGAAAAAAUAGGUUAUGUUACAUGCAAUAUAUGUAAUAUUAAAAAUAAGCUUACGAUAGAUACUCUUGAACUUUUGACAAAAGUUGGAUUAUUUUCACCUGAUGUUUUAAAUAUUCAUACAUUUUAUUUUAAUUUAAUUGGAAAUAAUAAUAAUAAAAAAAUAAAAGGAUUGACAGAAAGUUAUGUUAAACAAUUAAGUUUAGAAUAUGAAGAAUCAUAUAAUAAUGAUUUAUCAAAUAGUAAAAUAUUAAAAAAUGAUAAAUCAAAACAUUUACCAGUUUCAAAUAAUAAAUAUAAUUAUCUCGAAGAAUAUACAGAUGACCUUGAUAGAUAUUCAUAUAUAUGUAAUAUAUGCUCAUUUAAUGAAGCAAUAAUAUAUUGUAAUGAUUGCAUUGAAUAUUUGUGUGAAAAUUGUUGUAAAAAUAUUCAUGAAAUAAAUACACCAAAUGGUAUUAAUAGAAAAACCACCCCUCAUGAUUAUUAUAAAAUAGAUAAAAAAACUAUAAAUCUUAAAAAAUUAGUAAAGCCACCAAAAAUGUUUUUAAAUAUAACAAAAGAAGACAUUGAAAUUAUUGAUAAUACAGAUCGAGAUAGUUUUGAUGGGUAUUUUUCAGAAAAUGGUGAAAAUAAGAAAAAUACGAAGACAAAAAAUUUUAAAGUGGAUGGGGGUGAUGAUUCUGAUUUUGAUAAUUAUGAUGAGAAAUAUUUCUAUGAAAAGCAGAAAAAAAUGAUGGAAAAACAAAACAAAAAAAAUAAUAAUAUAAAACUUUCACAUAAACUAAAUAAUUUAGUGGAAAAUAUGAAAAAUGAAAGUAGUUAUGACAGUGAGCAUUCAACAUUAGAUGGGACACUUGGAUCUAUUAGUGACAUAGGUGCAAAUCUUUUAAAGAAAAAAAAGAAAAAAGGAAAUAGACACAUACACAAAAAAAAUAUCCAUAGAUCCAACAUAAAAUAUGGCGACCAUUUAAAUGGAGAAACAAAAAUGUUGGAAAAAGGAAAAAAAAAUAAAAUAGGGAAUAUGAACAAAGAAGAAAGUAUAUUUGUAUUUUCAAAUGAUGAAAUGUCUUCUCGAGUUGAUAUUAGUUCUAAUGAAAGUUCCAUAAAUUCGUGUGAUAGUUAUGAUGGAGAAAUAUUUGGUAAUAAAAGCAUUACAAGUAUUGAAAAUAUAAGAUGUAAUCAUCAUUAUAAUUAUCCUAUACAAUAUUUUUGUCAUACUUGUUGUACUAAAUGCUUUUGCUCAGAAUGUGCUAUUAAUGGCAUACACACUCCUCAAUGUAAUAUAGAAAAUAUAAAUGCAGCUUUUAUAACAGUUUUAAAUAAUUAUUUAAUUCAAUGGAAUGAAAUUAUUAAUGAAUUAAUGAAUGAUUUAGAAGUAAAUUUUUAUGAAUCCCUUGAAGAUACUAGAAAUGAUUGGUCUUCAGUGUUAAGCGAAUGUUAUUAUAAUAUAAGCAGUAAAAUAAAUUAUAUAAUUAAUAACAUGCAUAAAAUGGAAAAGGAUAUAUUUAAUCAACUUGAUACAUAUAUGGAAAUUUUCAAAAAAGACAAUUUAGACUAUGUUGAAUUAUUAAGUGCCAAAUAUGAUGAUAUUGAAAAUACUAUAAGCAUAAUCAGAGCGAAUAAAUUUCAAAAAAACCCAAUUGAUUUAAUUAAAUUUUAUAAUAAUAAUAUUAAUAUAAUAGACAGAACUCUUAUGUUAAAUAAAGAUUUUAAACCUAUAGAAGAUUUAUCAAAAAUACGAGAAAGUAAAAUUUUUUAUAUGGAUUUAUAUACUUCUCAAAUAAUUAGUUACCUUAAGCAUUUACAAGUUUUUUUAUCCUCAAACUUUUUAGCCCCACCUAUUAAAUAA
This is a messenger RNA of Plasmodium vinckei vinckei, 2229 nucleotides long. RefSeq names its product tripartite motif protein, putative. The record is from RefSeq and is a predicted model, not a curated record. NCBI's taxonomy places the organism in Eukaryota, Apicomplexa, Aconoidasida, Haemosporida, Plasmodiidae. The coding region runs from base 1 to 2229 and encodes 742 amino acids. Gene Ontology annotation, molecular function: zinc ion binding. The transcript is spliced from 3 exons.